ACAACUCUUCAACAAAUGACAAAUAGUGGCACGGAUUAUACUUAUAAGAACAUUUACGCAGUUUUUAAUAGAACAUACCAAUAUUCACGACGUGUCUUUUUUUUACAACAAAUUAUUUCGUACGCACGUGUUUUUCUUGUUUGUUUUGCUUUUAAUCUUCUAAUUUUGCUUCUGACGUCACUAAGAAACAUGGCAGGAGUCCGUGCGUGAUGUGUUUUGAUAAAAGUUAUCAUUUUAAUUUGUUCGCGUUUGGUGAGUCCAAGCCGCAAGAUGUCUCCCUGAGCGUGCCGGGGAGCCGAUGUCCGCAGAGGAGUCCCAGGAGGGGGGUCAUGCCCUGGUGGACGUCAACACCUGCACCAUCGGGGACCUGGCACAGGUUGCCGGAGUCUGCCGGGCCACUGCCGAGGCCAUUGUGGCCGCCCGGAAGCUCCAGGGUGGGUUCAGUUGCCUAGAGGACCUCGGAGGGGUGCCAGGCGUGGGACCCUCCCUCCUGGAGACCUUACAGCUCUGCCUGACGUGCAGCCCCAAGGAAAGGACGCAUGACCCCCUGGGACACCGGUGGGGUAGCGGCAGCAGUGGCAGCAGCUGCGGGAGCCGCGAGGAGCUGGCGGGCGAGGUGGCAUCUUCUGUGCACCGACUGCUGGGCUCCGAGGGACCGCCGACGAGCGACGACGAUGAGAGCCGCUGCUCGCUCGACGAGGAGGAGCGGAGGGGUGCCUCUCCGCUGGGGGGACACGGGCGGGACCCGGACCCCACGGAGGACGACGUCACGGACGAGAUGGACGCCGCAGCCCUGCUGAAGCGCAAGCGGGACAUCCCCCCAAGGCCCUGCAAGAAACCCUGCAGUCGAGAGGCUGUGCCGGGCAGCGGCCGCUCCUCCCCCCUCCCCGUGGGCGCCGAGAGCCCCCCUUCGGAGGAGCAGGAGUCCCCACCGGCCCGGCGCUCGCGCCACCCGUCCACCUUAGUGCAGCCGCCACACCUCGAUGCAUGGCUCACCACUUUCCAGUCGUGGACUCACCUGGAGCGUCUGUGUGCCCUGGACCAGCUGAUUGAGGCAUGCGAGCCAGGGCAGGUGCGUCACAUGAUGCACGUCAUCGAGCCGCAGUUCCAGCGUGACUUCAUCUCCCUGCUACCCAAAGAGCUGGCGCUGUACGUGCUGUCUUUCCUGGAGCCCCGGGACCUCCUGCGGGCGGCCCAGACGUGCCACUACUGGCGCAUCCUGGCCGAGGACAACCUGCUCUGGCGGGAGAAGUGCCGCGAGGCGGGCCUCGAGGACGUCAAGGAGGUGCUGGGCAGAAGGGUGGCCUCACCCCCGUCCCCCGGCGGGGUUCCGCCCCCCAUCCCCUGGAAGCUGGCCUUCAUGCGCCACCACUACGUCGAGAUGAACUGGCGCUGCAAGCCCAUACGCGAGCCCAAGGUGCUGCGAGGCCAUGAGGACCACGUGAUCACGUGUCUGCAAUUCUCGGGCAACCGCAUCGUGAGCGGCUCGGACGACAACACGCUCAAGGUGUGGUCAGCCAGCUCGGGGCGCUGCCUGCGCACCCUGGUGGGCCACACGGGAGGCGUCUGGUCCUCCCAGAUGGCGGGCUCCCUGGUGGUGAGCGGCUCCACCGACCGCACCCUGCGCGUCUGGGACGCCGACACGGGCCACUGCCUGCACACCCUCUACGGCCACACGUCCACCGUCCGCUGCAUGCACCUCUGCGCCAACAGGGUGGUGAGUGGAUCUCGGGACGCCACGCUCCGGGUCUGGGACCUGGAGACGGGUGAAUGUCUGCACGUGCUGGUGGGCCACGUGGCGGCGGUGCGCUGUGUCCAGUACAACGGGCGCCUGGUGGUCAGCGGGGCUUACGACUACAUGGUCAAGGUCUGGGACCCACGCCGGGAAGAGUGUCUCCACACGCUACAGGGCCACACGAACCGGGUGUACUCGCUGCAAUUUGACGGAGUGCACGUGGUGAGCGGCUCGCUGGACACCUCGAUCCGGGUCUGGGACGUGGAGACGGGCGCCUGUCGGCACCAGCUCAUGGGCCACCAGUCGCUCACCUCCGGCAUGGAGCUCCGCAACAACAUCCUGGUGUCCGGCAACGCAGACUCCACCGUCAAGGUCUGGGACAUCCUCACGGGGCAGUGCCUGCAAACGCUUGCUGGCGCCAACAAGCACCAGAGCGCGGUGACGUGCCUGCAGUUCAACUCCAAGUUUGUGGUGACCUCGUCGGACGACGGCACUGUGAAACUGUGGGACCUGCGCACGGGCGAGUUCCUCCGGAACCUCGUGGCCCUCGAAUCGGGCGGCUCCGGCGGCGUGGUGUGGCGGCUGCGCGCGUCGCCCACCAAGCUGGUGUGUGCCGUGGGCUCGCGCAACGGCACCGAGGAGACCAAGCUCCUCGUGCUGGACUUCGACGAGCCCAAGUGAAGGGACACGCGGGGCUGGACACCUCCAGCCAAGUGCCAAAGGAGAGCGAACAAGACCGGACGCAUUUCUCGUGCCGGCACGGCGGCCGCAACGGACUCACUCGCCGCGCAGUCGCGGCUCGCCGAACCGACCGUCGAACUCGGGAGGUUUUGAGGAAAUAGUGCGUGUGAGAAAUCUCGGCAGGGGGUUGGGGGGGAUGAGGUAGGGGUUUUGGGUAAAAGCGUAAGAGCCUUUCGCUACUUUUUAUUAUUUUUUUGGUGUGGAAGCACGACGAUGGUCGUCUCUCGGAGACGCUUUUUCGACAAACGGGCCUAUUUAUUUCAACGAGAAACGGAAGCAAAUUGGGGGAUUUGUGUCUGCGAGGAGUGUUUUUAACGUCGUCGCGCGUUUGCUGAGCCGUGUUGUGUGGUUCGCCGCCGGAUGCCGCGAGGUUGGAGAUUGUGGGCGGUGGCAUUGUCGUAGCCAUGUGCCGUUUGUCUGGGGAAAACUAACUUAAAACGAAGAAGGAGUAAACGAGAAAAGUGGCAGCGCAGUGCGCUGCCCUUUGACUGCCAUGUUCUAGCUGUACAUUUGUUUCUGCCUCGCUAACUUUAAUUUCCGUUGCUUUCGUUUCUUGCAUUGUACAUUUCUGUAUACUCUUCUUUUUCUGCUGUGUUCUCUGCAGGUUUGUUUUUGUCUAUUGUUGAUUUGGAGGCAAAGUAAAAGAAGAAAAAUUUGUUUCACCCAUA
Messenger RNA from Ixodes scapularis (black-legged tick), 3144 nucleotides. RefSeq names its product F-box/WD repeat-containing protein 7. The record is from RefSeq and is a predicted model, not a curated record. Gene Ontology annotation, biological process: ubiquitin recycling; proteasome-mediated ubiquitin-dependent protein catabolic process. Gene Ontology annotation, cellular component: nucleus; cytoplasm. NCBI's taxonomy places the organism in Eukaryota, Metazoa, Arthropoda, Arachnida, Ixodida, Ixodidae. Gene Ontology annotation, molecular function: ubiquitin binding. Bases 299 to 2416 code for a protein of 705 amino acids. The transcript is spliced from 11 exons.